Acanthamoeba castellanii str. Neff is the source of this 1797-nucleotide messenger RNA. RefSeq lists its product as uncharacterized. Lineage: Eukaryota; Discosea; Longamoebia; Acanthamoebidae. Bases 1 to 1797 code for a protein of 598 amino acids. The record is from RefSeq and is a predicted model, not a curated record. Gene Ontology annotation, molecular function: ATP binding; ATP-dependent chromatin remodeler activity. The transcript is spliced from 16 exons.
AUGUGGACCGAUGGCUCAUGGAUCCGGCCACGGGCGAGUUUCCAGACAGGUGCGUGGUUCAGCUUGAAGACGAUCGUCUGGUGGUGUGCCCACUCUGAGGGUUCAGGCUCACUGUCGCCGUUCUCUCGUUGCAGGUGGGUGCUGCUCAACCACCAUCACUGGGCGGUGAGCUUUGUGCGGCCCGAUAAGCUGCUGUGUACCGCCGACGAGGAGGAAGAGAUGGAAUCGCUGCAGCUCAUGCCAUCGGUUCAAGUGUUCUCGCAAAAGGGGCCAGGCAGACGGAGAGUCAAGAACUCAGGAGUGUUCGAGCAAAAGAAGCGGAAGGCCAAGGGCAAGCUCAUAGACGAAGUCAGUGAAGAGGACGAUGAGCACAUUCCGCUCUACCUGGACCCGCCCGACGACGGCACCUGUUGCAUAGAUGAACUCCCUGCCGAGACCCUGCUGCACAUCUUCUCCUUCAUUCCCACUGGUGCAAUGGGGCGGGCCAUUGUCUACGCUAUCGGCAAGCCCUUUACGGCGUGGGAGCCAGAUACGGAAGAGCCUGCGCAAGUGCGGAACGACGUCUUCGGUCGCCCACUGUGCCAGAUAUGGAGCGCGGAAAAGAGGGCCAACAUCGUUAGCGUCAAGAGCCUUGGCCGCGAGAAGGAGGCCGACCAAGGAUACAUCAAGAUACCGUUCAUGUGGUAUUACAGGUCCAACUACACGGUCAAUGGUGUCCACGAGAUCACGUUCACGAAAUACUCGGAGCCCUGGUGGUUUGCCCGGUACCAGACUAAGUCGACGUUCGAGAACAAGUCUGAGCCGUUCCACAACCCCGAUCUGUGGCGCUGGCGGCUGGUGCGCUCCGAUGAAAACGAGGUGACCGGCUUUGUGCAGUUCAACAUCGGCCACUUCGAGCAGUUGGUCAAGGAGGGCAGGUGGCAAACCGAGCUACACAAGGAGGAGCUGGAGCUGCUCAUCACGCUGCUCACGCAGUCGUACAACAUCGAUUGCGCACUCUACGAGCAACAGACCAUACCUCGGUGGAUGCAGAACAAAAAGCAGGAGGAGAAGCGAAAGCGGAGGCAGUCGGCGUCGCAGGACGGAUCGCAGGAGCUCAUUAGCGGGGACGCGGCCGCUGUGGAGCCCUUCCGCGUGGAGCAGCCACAUGGAGUCGACAUUGAGCUGUACUCCUACCAGAGGGAAACGCUCACGUGGAUGAAGGAAGUCGAGGAGAUGGUGAGCAGAGGUCUGGGCUGGGAGGUGGUCCGCCUGCUGUCCUGGGAAGAGCAGACCGGAAGUCGGGUGCUGUUUGACGAGGACGCCACGAUUCAUACCUACUCCACGCUCGACAAGGCCAAGCACCUGCGCACCCUGGUCACGCGAGGUGGCAUGCUGGCCGACGAAAUGGGCCUGGGCAAGACUCUGGUCGUGCUUUCGCUCAUCGCGAUGCAGAAGGCAAACGUGGACAAGAUCAUCGCUCGCGAUGACGAAUUGCGUCCGCUGGACGAGUGGGAAAAUGAGAUCAAGAAGCACACCAACCCGCGGCUCAAGACCUACGUGGUCAACACGGCCCGCGGCCACGAGAAGAUCUCCUACAAGGAUGUCAUCAACGCCGACGUGGUGAUCGUGUCGUUCACAUUCCUCAGCAACCGUAUCUACCUCACCACCAGCCCGUCCUGCACCCCGGCGCAGGUCAAGAGCCAAUCAGGCGACUUCGACCCGCUCCGCGCGUUCUCUCCGGUCUUCCACCAGUUCAGGUGGCUCCGCAUUGUGCUCGACGAGGGCCACGAGGUCAUGUCCGAUGCCGAGGGCUGA